Molecule: messenger RNA, 626 nt
Organism: Rhipicephalus sanguineus (brown dog tick)
Lineage: Eukaryota; Metazoa; Arthropoda; Arachnida; Ixodida; Ixodidae
Exons: 4
Coding region: 66-548 (160 amino acids)
Source: RefSeq, a predicted model, not a curated record
CCAGUCCCCAGAGUGCCUGUAUCGCCGCACUGCCUAAUACACUCAAAUCUUCUAAGCAAGACUACAUGGACUUGGAGCAAGCUUGGUACACGGUCUCUCUGGGAAGCACAUACACGAAUCCGUCGAUAAUUACGGGCCUCUCCCUCGAAAUGUCCGCACUUGAGUACGUCAUGCAGAAUACAAGAAAAUUCCUCAACGAAAGCCUUUUCGAGCCCUGCGUAUCCGUGAAGAGAGUACGACAACCGAUUUGUGAACGAGCGAAUCCCUUUCGCAUCACUUGGGAUUAUUACGGCUAUCCGUUGUAUACGUUCGCGAGUAUAUCAAAUGCGUCGAAAGUCCUGACAAUGGGCGAGCUGCGCCAUACCUUGGCUAUAAAGUUCCUCGAUGCGAGACAUUCUUACGGACGCUUGCGUGCACGUACGGCAUGGCUUCUCUUCAAUGUGCACAAUGCGCGCCAAGCAAUGCGAUGUCCCGAUCCUCCGUUCGAAGUCAUCAGAGAGUUUUGCCACGCUCUGGAACGCUCUUCAGGUGGAAGGUGCCGAGACUGAGCUGCCUUUUCGCCAAAUGAACAUGCUGAGCUCACCAUUCCUUCAAUGUGUUCUGUGUCCUGUCUGUUUCCUGUCUCC